GAAGGCAGCCUUGUCGUCAUUGAGCAAAGCUAAUAUUCUACAGCAUAUGGCGGAGACUGCUCCAGUGAAUUAAAAAAUAUAGAGAUCCUGACUAGGAAAAGUUGUCCCCUGAAACGACGGACUUGAAUUUUGGACAUCAGAGGAAUGAAGCUGUGGUGAUCUCUCAUUACGGGAUCAGAGCUACGAGGAUAGUUCCCCUGAAGAAUCAACCAACAUGAAUUCACUAGACAAUGAGAUCAACAGCAUGUGUGCAAUAUGCGGAGACAGAGCUACUGGCAAGCACUAUGGUGCGUCAAGUUGUGAUGGCUGCAAAGGAUUCUUCAGACGAAGCAUUAGGAAAUGCCAUGUUUAUUCUUGCAGGUUUAGUCGGCAGUGCAUAGUCGACAAAGACAAAAGAAACCAGUGCAGAUAUUGUCGUCUAAAAAAAUGUUUCAGAGCUGGAAUGAAGAAAGAAGCAGUUCAAAAUGAGAGAGACAGGAUAAGCACACGAAAAAGCGCGUUUGAAGGAAGCAUCAUUCCCUCCAUUAACACACUGUCACAAGCAGAGGUUCUCUCUCGGCAGAUCACUGCCUCAAGUCCAGAUGCAAAUACAGAAAUAAAUACUAAGAAAAUUGCCAGUAUUAGUGAUAUCUGUGAGUCCAUGAAGGAGCAACUGCUGGUCUUAGUUGAGUGGGCAAAAUAUAUCCCUGCCUUUUGUGAACUGCCUUUGGAUGAUCAGGUUGCCUUGUUGAGAGCACAUGCAGGAGAACAGCUCUUAUUGGGGGUUACCAAACGAUCUAUGGUGUUCAAAGAUAUUUUACUUUUAGGCAACAACUAUGUAAUCCACCGGAAUUGCUCAGAAAUGGAAAUAAGUCGAGUUGCCAGCAGAAUUCUAGAUGAACUUGUCCUGCCAUUUCAAGAAAUCCAGAUAGAUGACAAUGAGUAUGCAUGCUUAAAAGCAAUUGUCUUUUUUGAUCCAGAUGCCAAGGGACUAAGUGAUCCUAUAAAGAUUAAGACUAUGCGUUACCAAGUUCAAAUCAGUUUGGAAGAUUACAUUAAUGACAGACAAUAUGAUUCAAGAGGCCGAUUCGGAGAACUUCUUCUACUUUUACCCACACUACAGAGUAUUACUUGGCAGAUGAUUGAACAGGUUCAGUUUGUUAAAUUGUUUGGAAUGGUAAAGAUUGACAAUCUUCUCCAGGAAAUGUUAUUAGGAGGAUCAGCUAAUGAAACAAGUCACAUUCAUCAUCAAGGACACCCUCAUUUCUCUCAAGACCCUUUGCUAGGACAGACUCUGCUGAUAAGUUCCAUGGCUUCUUCUCUCCACUCUGAAGAGAUUGCAACACCAGAGACUCCCUUACCUUCCCCACCCCAAGGAUCAGCACAUGAACAUUAUAAAAUAUCCACAAACCAUGCAACAGUUAUCACACAUCAAUCCAUCCUAAAGCAGAAACCGUUAUGAAAUAAAUAUGUAUAUAUACAUAUAUAUAUAGGACCACUGGACAUAAAUGAGGAUAUUCUCCAACAGUAACACCAAGAAUUGUAAUUGCAUAUUAAAAGGAAUGCCUCCAAAUAUGUGUAUAUUUUAGGAUUAAUUGCUUUAGUUGUGAAUACUUUUACAGUUCCAGAAAUGUGUUUUUUUUGUCCAUGAGCUUAUUUUAUUCACUAUAAUUAAUAUUCUGUACUGUAUAUUUCUCUGACAUUUUUCUAUGUAAUAAUUUUUUUAACCUUAGAUGUAAUAAACAUGUAUAAUGUUAAUUUAUACCAUCCAUAUGAAGUCUGCAAUUAAGUUGACCUGUAAUUAAUUUAUGUGAAUAAAACCCCCUAGUGCAUUAAAUCAUCUUUUUUCCAACACUAUGUUCCUUCUUUGUUUGUCUUGUAAACACAUAUUUACAUUUUUUAAUUUGAGAAAUACACAUGGUCUGUACUGUUAUGUUAUUUAUAUUUGAAGUAACAUUAUAUACUCUAGAUAAACUCUGAAGUAUGGUACUCCUCAUGUUUUUUGACUCAAGCUAAUGACUGAAACUCAAACAAAAGAAGCAAUUUCCCCCAACCUCCCAAAUAAAACAUUUGUUCUUCAA
This is a messenger RNA of Xenopus laevis (African clawed frog), 2060 nucleotides long. It is a transcript of the gene hnf4g.L, whose product is annotated as hepatocyte nuclear factor 4-gamma. Gene Ontology annotation, molecular function: RNA polymerase II cis-regulatory region sequence-specific DNA binding; sequence-specific DNA binding; DNA-binding transcription factor activity. Bases 215 to 1441 code for a protein of 408 amino acids. Gene Ontology annotation, cellular component: nucleus. Gene Ontology annotation, biological process: nuclear receptor-mediated steroid hormone signaling pathway; DNA-templated transcription; positive regulation of DNA-templated transcription. The record is from RefSeq and is a predicted model, not a curated record. The transcript has 10 exons. NCBI's taxonomy places the organism in Eukaryota, Metazoa, Chordata, Amphibia, Anura, Pipidae.